UGCAGGUCAUCAGAUCAUUCACUGCACCAUACUCUGCUUGUCGGCAAGGGAAGAAUCUGGAAUUCCGAACCGGACGGAUAUUGCAUUGACAUAUCGUGAAACAGGGCGUGAUAGAAUUUGUUCAUUGUCCUGCUCUCGGGAUGUCCACCACUUCUCCAUUUAACCCUUGGAAAACCUACUACGAGAGCCCAGAGGAGCAGGCAGCCAUCAAAGAGAGAGCGAAAUUUAGAGAGGCUAUGAAGGCGGAAUACAGAAAGCAACUUACCAAUCCAUUUAAACCACGGAUUGGAAUGUUGCAUGACCCAGCUAUGCAGCGCUGGUUCUCAGCCCGAGUCACGCAUUCGGAAUACCUUCAACCGACACCGAAACUUGGACUGAUGUUUGGCACUAUUGUUGUGGUCGCUGGCCUGCUUUGUGCGCUCCUUGGACACAAAAGACCAAAAAUUCUGCGCCAAAUCGAAAAUGGAGAAUUGAGCUAUAGAGAACGGGUGCUGAAUCCAUUCGGAAAAUAAAACCGCAACUCUCCAAAACCGUUGUUCCUGAGUCCCGGUAUCUUAGAAUCACUCUCACUAGGAAUAUAAAUUCCAUACUUUGUUU
Messenger RNA from Dicrocoelium dendriticum, 597 nucleotides. The record is from the annotation of a GenBank genome assembly. Lineage: Eukaryota; Metazoa; Platyhelminthes; Trematoda; Plagiorchiida; Dicrocoeliidae.